AUGGCGAACCAGCGUCUAAGAGACAUAAGGGACAGCCUGAUUCUGACAGAACACCCCGAGCUCCACGAAGUCGACAAGUUAAAGGUUUCCCACAGGCAACAGGCUCUCCGGGUUUUGCCUUGCUGCCACUCGGAGAGCACUCACCCGUACGAGGCUUUAUCCUACGUAUGGGGCUCUGAGGGCAAGCCUCGGUCUAUCUCUAUAGACAACUAUGACUUGGCCGUCGGGGUAAACCUUCACGCGGCGCUAUCACAUCUUCGAGAUCGCUUUAUUGAACGAAUCAUAUGGAUAGAUGCUAUUUGCAUCAACCAAGCAAACUCGAACGAGAAGGGACAGCAGGUUCAGUCUAUGGCGAAAAUCUAUGCUAAAGCAAGUCGUGUAAUUGUUUGGCUUGGAGAGGCGGCAGCCAGCAGCGACCAAGCCCUCGAAGAAAUACGCAUCGCUGCAGUCACGAAUCCCGCAAUCCACAAAACGAACCACCAGCAAGCCAUCCUCAAACUGCUUGAGCGGCAAUGGUUUCAGCGCAUCUGGGUCCUUCAAGAGGUUGCCGCAGCUCGACAUGUCCUGAUCAAGUGUGGUCCCACGGAGAUCGACGGAUAUGCGUUCUGCUUAGGCCUAAGCGCACUGGAGAUGUCUUAUGAAACCUGCCCAGACCGGGAGGGUCUGAUCCGUUCAGUAGCCUACCUGAUAAGAGGCGCAGUCUUCCGGCCUCGGUACCAAACUAGUCGGCCAAGCAGGUUUUCUCUGGAUAUAUGCCCUCUGGGUGAGCUGGUAGAUAUGUACCACACGCGCAAUGCUACUGACCGUCGCGAUAAGGUUUAUGCCUUGCUCGGCAUGAGCUCUGAUGAUUCUAGCAUCGCCGGGUUAUCGGCCAACUAUGAGAUUUCAUGGGGACAGCUCUUCCGGCAACUCGUCAACUUCUUCUCCGAACGGGUGUCUGCAGACACUUGGGAUGAUAAGGAGAUGGCGGUAAUCAGGGGCAAGGGCCGCGCUCUAGGCGAAGUGUCCUCAGUCGAGGGAAUUGGCCGGGAAGACAGACAGCACGUGGGCAUUACUUGGAAGAAUGGGUCUGGCUAUGGUGGACUGAGUUCCCGCUGGACCUUCCAGGCCUCAGCCAAAUCUGUCCAGAAUGGGGAUGCCGUCUGCCUUCUACAAGGAGCAUCGAGGCCUACAAUCAUCAGACCAUGCCACGAUUAUUCGGCCGUUAUACUGAUUGCAGCUCCCCUUCCAGACGAUCGAACUGCGAGCGUCAAGUGGUCGGAGCUUUUACGAUCGAUAGAAACCUUUCCAAAUGAUCUUCUACUCAUUUGGGAUUGGAAUGUGUCUGGAGACAAGUCGCAAGAUGGAGAAGACUAUCAAAAUAUCAUGACGAGUUCAACGACGGGGUUGCAAGACUAUCUGGACAAGGCGACCAGGUUACGAGAUGUCGGACUGUUACAACAUGGCAUAGAAAGGUAUGAAGAUGCAGCAAAGAGUCUCCGGGAGGCAGUAAAGGUUUGUGACACAGCAUUGAGAAGCGUGGACAGCCCAGAAUUGGCUGCUCCAGGUUAUGGCCCACGGAAAAAGGCGAUAUUGGAUCUACUCAUCGAAGACAAGGAAGGAUGGGCGCCGCUGUGUUUAGCGGCAUGGAACGGGAACGAGGCGAUCGUCAAGCUGCUGCUCGACACCGGCAAGGUCGAUCCGGACUGCAAGGAUAAAGAUGAACGGGCGCCAUUAUCGUAUGCCGCAGAGAAGGGGCACGCAGAGGUGGUAUCGGUGCUGAUUGGGAAGAAUUCCAACGUUAACGUGACAGAGAAAGGUGGCGCUACACCGUUGGCUCGAGCAAUUGACAACAGGUCCAAGGAUGUUCUCGAAACACUACUCAAGAACGGCGCAGAGUUGAAUUACAUAUAUGAAGUCUCUGAAGUAAGUGAACCUGGUGCGAUCCUCUGUAUCGAAUGGAUGACUGACGCCGCUCUCUUUGGUGUUGUAACACCACUAUUGCGGGCCGUGGAGAAAAAUGACAGUUAUGCAAUAGAGAAGCUGCUGGCAUACGGCGCCCGACCGACUUUGGAUGACAAACUCCCCCUCACGCCACCCGAACUAGCGGAGCGUCUUGGCCAUGAGAAGAUUGUUGAUAUGUUGAAACCCUAUACACGUGGCGAUCAAUUCAAUCUGGGAGGUCGACCGAGUUGA
Molecule: messenger RNA, 2175 nt
Organism: Fusarium poae
Lineage: Eukaryota; Fungi; Ascomycota; Sordariomycetes; Hypocreales; Nectriaceae
Exons: 4
Coding region: 1-2175 (724 amino acids)
Molecular function (GO): protein binding
Source: RefSeq, a predicted model, not a curated record